Messenger RNA from Chara braunii, 745 nucleotides. Lineage: Eukaryota; Viridiplantae; Streptophyta; Charophyceae; Charales; Characeae. The record is from the annotation of a GenBank genome assembly.
GUUUGAGUGGUGAUUACUAUUACCGUGUGGAGAGUUGCACUUCGGACACUUACCGUGAUGGCGACGAAUGAUGGGCAUCGAGACUACGUCUCGGAGAGGCAUGCAUUGGUCCAAGAUUUGGAGAAGAUGGAGCGAGAGGUGGAGUUUCUGCACGAGUUCUUGGUGGCUAGGGGUGAUAGCAUUACAGUGCGGAUGCGGUGCGGGAGAGAGGUGUGCGAGACAGAUGUGUCACAGGAGAACAUCCACGCACACAGAUGGGCGGGCUCCGUUGUGAAACGUCUCUGUGCUUCACGGUCGAGCCUCGUGCAAUGCGGCGACCACCUGGUUGUCCGGCACAUGCGUAUGAGCCGUGAGUUGGGGAGGUGGAGGAGGAUGUGGGAAGACAGCCGAGCGCUACAAGAGAAUGCAUCAGCGGUCGAGCGGGAGGCAAUUCAGCAAAGGGAUGUCGCCAUGCGUGAGAGGGACGCUGCCAUGCGUGAGAGAGAUGACACUUGGAGGAGGUUGGAGGCUGCGGAAGCUGAUGUGCGCAUCACCCGGCAGCAAGCAGACACGGCAUGGCGAUUCGUCGAAGAAGUCACACAUGGGGGAGGUGGAGUGGUUGACGGGGAGCACGACGUGUAGAAAUGCAAAAUCUAUCCAUUGCGGCGAAGGGGAAGGCAUUGGUUGUCGACGAUUGUGCAGAUGACGGGUUUGGCGGUUGCAGUGCACAGGGGUCAAGGUGCCAGUCGUGCGAUGCUAUGGUGUU